This is a messenger RNA of Arabidopsis lyrata subsp. lyrata, 1059 nucleotides long. RefSeq names its product thiamine phosphate phosphatase-like protein. The record is from RefSeq and is a predicted model, not a curated record. Gene Ontology annotation, molecular function: phosphatase activity. The transcript is spliced from 4 exons. NCBI's taxonomy places the organism in Eukaryota, Viridiplantae, Streptophyta, Magnoliopsida, Brassicales, Brassicaceae. The coding region runs from base 138 to 866 and encodes 242 amino acids.
GUCUUUGUAAGAGGAAAAGUGGCGGACAAUAGUUGGCAUUUCCCGUUGACCAAUCAGGGAAGAGGAGAAGCGAACGGAGUCAUAAUAUAUCGACGGCGAGAAGCAGCAGCUCCGGCGAUUGUGUUUACACAACCGAAAUGGAAAGGAUCGUGAUUAUAUUUGAUUUCGAUCGGACUUUGAUCGACGGAGAUAGUGAUAGAUGGGUGGUUACUGAAAUGGGACUCACUGAGAUCUUCCAUCAGCUCCGUUUCACUUUACCAUGGAAUCGUCUUAUGGAUAGGAUGAUGAUGGAGAUACAGUCACAAGGUAGAUCGAUUGAUGACAUUGAAUCUUGCUUGAAGAAAAUGCCUAUUGAUUCUCAUAUUAUUGAAGCUAUCAAAUCUACCAAAUCUUUAGGAUGUGAUUUAAAGAUUGUGAGUGAUGCAAAUCAGUUUUACAUUGAGAAGAUACUAGAGCAGCAUGAUUUGUUGGAUUGCUUUUCUGAGAUUUACACUAAUCCAACCUCUCUUGAUGAAAAUGGCAACUUGCGGAUCUUGCCUUAUCAUAGUGAUGCAUUGCCUCCACAUAGCUGCAAUCUCUGCCCUUCAAAUCUAUGCAAGGGUCUAGUGAUGGAUCAUAUACGUGCUUCUUCUUCCAAUGAUCAAAUUCCAAGAAGGUUUAUCUACCUUGGAGAUGGAGGAGGUGACUUCUGCCCGACAUUGAAGCUGAGAGAGUGUGAUUUUGUGAUGCCGAGAACGAAUUAUCCGCUAUGGAAGAAGAUUUCAGACAAUGCCUUACUGAUCAAAGCAGAAGUCAAGGAAUGGAGCAGUGCAGAGGAACUACAGAGAAUCCUUCUGCAACUUGUCAGCACAAUAACAAAAGAAUAAGAUUCAUAACACUACUCUUUACUCUUUAGAGUCAAAAAAGUGUUUCUGAUUGAUGCAAAGGUGAUGAAAGAACAUGUGUUUGUUCCUCUUCACUUGAUUGGUGUCUGCAUUGUCUCAUGGUGAUGGAAAUUAAAUGCUACCAUCGUUUAAACUCAAAGCUACUUGAAUAAUGAAGGAUUCUAGUUAAGGCUUA